UAUCCAAGUGUCCGCAUACAUGGCAAAUGAGAAGCCACAGGUGGAGCAUGCCUAUGAUGUAUGGCAUGUAGCAAAGGGAGAAAAAAAGAAGCUAACAAAAGUCGCCAAGAAAAAGAAAUUCAGGAAAAUUCAGCCAUGGAUUGGGUCAAUCAUUAAUCAUAUUUAUUGGGUUGGUGACUCCAGUGAGACUGAGGAUGAAAGAGAGGAAAAAUGGCGCAGUAUUCUAAACCAUAUAAUCAAUGUUCAUGAACAUGCUGGCCAUAAAGUGUUUGUAAAAUGUCUCCAUGGCACAAUUGAAAGAGACUGGAUUAAAAAAGGAUCAGCUGCUCACAAAAAAUUGGAAGAGAUGUUAACAAGGCCACGGCUCAUUUCUGCAAUCCGCAAGUUAUCGAAAUAUCAUCAGACAUCUGGUUUGGAGGCCAAACAUGCUUUAGACAACUUACUGGCCUCAAAGAACACUUAUCAUUCCUAUCAUUCAUUGAGUGCAAGAUUGUACUGUUCAAACUUGCACUACAAUGAAAACAGCAACAGAAAGCAGGCAACAACUGCUGAUGGAAAGCUGAGAUGGGCCAUAUCUUAUCCAAAGGCUUUUAAAGGAGAGAAAGCUGUGGCAAAACCUUUAAAAGAAAAACCGACCUAUGAGUAUGUACAUUUGAUAUUAAGUCAAGUUAUAAAACUCCGAAAGCAGUACCCUACAUUGAAGAAGGCCAAAGAACAUGCAAGCAAUGUACUACCUCCAGAGCCACAAUCACUUGUUCAACAGUACUUGGCAGGAAAGGAGAGACCCUCAAAAGAACAAGUCGUAGCUAACAAGAAGUCACGAUUCAGUAAGCCAGCUUUACCUACAAGUGUAAAAAGAAAAGCUGGUGUCAACCCUUGUGCAUGUAAAGGUAAAUGCGCAACACGAAAAUGUGACUGCAGGGCAGUGGGAACAAUCUGUGAUAAUGAAUGCAAGUGCCAAGAGGCCAAAUGUAUCAAUCGUGAAUGA
Molecule: messenger RNA, 988 nt
Organism: Dendronephthya gigantea
Lineage: Eukaryota; Metazoa; Cnidaria; Anthozoa; Malacalcyonacea; Nephtheidae
Exons: 6
Coding region: 20-988 (322 amino acids)
Source: RefSeq, a predicted model, not a curated record